GAAUUAGAGAUGAACAGGUUUCUAAAAUGUGUGUAUUUAGGUCAUCCUGGCUUGGGGUGCUGGGAGAGGUUGGCUUAGGUCUGAAAAUAUUGGAGCCCAAAAAGACCUUCCAGAUCAGUGUUUCUCAACCUUGGCAAUUUUAAAUAUUGCCAUCUAGAAGGGCUUAGGCAGCAUACCUUCUCAGUAGUGGCCUCUAUGCUUUGGAACAAAAGCCAGCAAUUUUCUCAACCGUGGCAAUUUGAAGCUGUGUGGACUUCAACUCCCAGAAUUCCCCAGACAGCCAACAGUUAUAAGGGAUCACUUAUAACUUCCAAAUUUGAAAACCCAUUUAAAAAUUGGCAAGUACCGAGGAUUGAACUCUGCUUGAUAAUGUGUGAUCUAAAAAGCCAGCUUGUACAAUUUUAGCCUUGGAGAAUAGAAGUAGGCAAGAAAAAUACUCAGCUGCUCAAAUCAGGGUGGUCUAUUUCCCCCAAAUUACCAUUUUAAAACUGUUAUUAUUUUGACUCUUCUUUCGUCCCCCAUGACAGGAGCAAGUGGUUUUCUGGUGCUAAACUCAAAUGUUGGAUUUGGAGUGGCUAUGGAAGAAGAUUCUGGCAGCAUCAUUGUUCUAGAAGGUGAUGAGGAUGAAAGAAUGUACACAAGAGAGGAUCCCCAUUACUGUCCGAUGUACGGCAAAGGUUUUGGUGAUCCAUUGGGCCUCCUGGAUCACGAGAGGCCCAAGGCCACCGAGAAACGGUACAAGUGUGCUGACUGCGGGAAAGGCUUCAAGAAACGGUCGGCCCUCCUCACCCACGACCGGACCCACACGGGAGAAAAACCCUACAAAUGCUUGGAAUGCGGGAACAGCUUCAGUAACAAAUCCAGCCUGACCAGACACAAGAGGAAACACACUGGAGAAAAGCCGUUCGGUUGCUUAAACUGUGGGAAGCGUUUCAGCCAGAGCUCGAGUUUAAUCAGGCAUAUGAGGAAUCACACCGGCCUGAGGCCUUAUAUAUGCUCAGAUUGCGGCAAAAGCUUUAAGCAGAGCUCCAGUCUCCUGGUCCAUGGGAGAACCCAUACUGGAGAGACUCCGUAUAGUUGUUCCAUCUGCGGGAAACGCUUUUCCCAGAGCUCAAACCUUGUGAAACACGAAAGGAUCCACACUGGGGAAAAACCAUACCGAUGCUCGGACUGCGGGAACACCUUCAGUAACAAGUCCAGCCUUACUAGGCAUAGGAGAAACCACACGGGGCAGAAACCCUACAAAUGUUCCCAGUGUGGGAAAAAAUUCAAGCAAAGUUCAGGCCUUCUGAAGCACGAGAGAAUCCAUACGCGGCCCGGCUUCUCGAAUUAUUCUCAUCCUAGCUUGGAUCCGGAUUCCAAGCUACCUGUACCAGAGGUGGGUUGCAGCAGGUUCUGACCAGUUCUGGACAACCGGUAGUGGAAAUUUUGAGUAGAUCGGAGAACUGGUAGUAAAAAUUCUGACUGACCCUGCUCCCAUCUAUUCUCUGCCUCCCGAGUCCCAGCUGAUCGGGAGGAAAUGGGGAUUUUGCAGUAAUCUUCCCCUGGAUUGGGGAGGGAAUGGAGAUUUUACAGUAUCCUUCCCUUGCCACGCCCACCAAGCCAUUUCACACCCACAGAACCGGUAGUAAAAAAUUUUGAAACCCACCACUGGCCUGUACGUGAGAGAGACCACGUUGGAGAGACUGUAUAAAUUGCUUGCAUACUAUGAGCUAAGUUUUAUUUGGCGUCAGUAACAAGAGGAUGGGGUUCAAACAGAAUAGAGCUGUAUUUGAAUAGUAGCGGGGAAAGUAUUGGUGGAUAGAUAAAACAAACCCUGCCGAGUUUGUGACUGUGGCCUCAGCCAAACCCUCUUUUCCUGCAGCUUUGCAAACAGAACCCAAAGUGGAAGAAGUUUGAGAUGUGGUGAUGGAGUUUUCAGAGUUUGACCGUUUUUAUGCAUGAAAUGACAUCAUGGGUUUAAUAAUUUCAUGGAUCUUUCAUGGGGAAAGAGACAUCUUGAAGAGACACUUUAGUUGAUUAUUAAUCAAAAUGCCACAUUGUAUAAAGAAGGAAAAGAUUAAAGUCUGUCUCGAAACCUGCCCUACCUUUAAGUGACAAGGCAAACUCAGGUUGGAUGUUGUCGGCCUUCCUAGGUAGAUCAGACCAAGAAACAGACACUAUGUAGGCCUAACGCUACCUAGUAGUGUAAUAGUAUCUGUAAUAACAUGUACUAUGUUAUGUAUGAAUGUACUUCCCCAUCUCUUCUUUGUCUUCUAGAGAAUUUUUGGGGGUUGCCUAUCUGAGACAUUUUUGUAAACUUCUUUCUUUGGGCUUAAGCCACGUUUAUCUAUUUACAGGUAGUCCUCGACUUACGACCAUAAUUGAGCCCAACAUUUCUGUUGUUAAGUGAGACAUUUGUUAAGUUAAUUUUGCCCCCUUUUUUACGACC
Molecule: messenger RNA, 2431 nt
Organism: Ahaetulla prasina
Lineage: Eukaryota; Metazoa; Chordata; Lepidosauria; Squamata; Colubridae
Product: zinc finger protein 239-like
Exons: 2
Coding region: 521-1399 (292 amino acids)
Biological process (GO): regulation of transcription by RNA polymerase II
Cellular component (GO): PcG protein complex; transcription regulator complex
Molecular function (GO): DNA-binding transcription factor activity, RNA polymerase II-specific; RNA polymerase II cis-regulatory region sequence-specific DNA binding
Source: RefSeq, a predicted model, not a curated record